AUGCAAGCGCUGCUCGUCCGCGUUGCGAGGACGACGACGGGGCAGCUAUGGGGGAAUGCGUCUCGCCGAUCGAAAUUUACCUUGAAUCACAGCGAAUCUGGCGGCGUGGAUGCGUUCUUUGAAGCGGGGCGAGGCCCCGAUCCAAAGAAGGGGGACUACUGUGGAAGGAGCUGGCGCACCGAGGAGUUGCGGAUUAAAUCGUGGGACGAUCUCCACAAGCUGUGGUAUGUUCUCUACAUCGAGAAGAACAUGCUCUUGUCCCAAGUUCUCAUGCUCAAGUCGCAAAACAUUAAAAUCGCUGCCAGGGACCGGAUUGACAAGGUAGAAUGUGGCGCUCUCCCUGGUUUUCCUUUCAGGACCGAUAGUUUUCCUCUCGAUUUUUCCAGGUGA
This is a messenger RNA of Selaginella moellendorffii, 390 nucleotides long. RefSeq names its product 39S ribosomal protein L47, mitochondrial. Gene Ontology annotation, biological process: mitochondrial translation. The transcript has 2 exons. Gene Ontology annotation, cellular component: mitochondrial large ribosomal subunit; mitochondrial ribosome. The record is from RefSeq and is a predicted model, not a curated record. Lineage: Eukaryota; Viridiplantae; Streptophyta; Lycopodiopsida; Selaginellales; Selaginellaceae. Gene Ontology annotation, molecular function: structural constituent of ribosome. Bases 1 to 390 code for a protein of 129 amino acids.